Mucor mucedo is the source of this 1926-nucleotide messenger RNA. Its product is annotated as Alpha/Beta hydrolase protein. Lineage: Eukaryota; Fungi; Mucoromycota; Mucoromycetes; Mucorales; Mucoraceae. The transcript has 4 exons. The record is from RefSeq and is a predicted model, not a curated record. Bases 1 to 1926 code for a protein of 641 amino acids. Gene Ontology annotation, biological process: proteolysis. Gene Ontology annotation, molecular function: serine-type endopeptidase activity.
AUGCUAGCGAAAAGCACGCUUGCUCUUGUUGGAGUUACCUUAUUAAAUAUUUUUGCUAUGGCUGAAAAUUUCACUCCUUCUGACUUGAUUCAAUUAGCAAGACCUGGUGUGCCUGUCACCUCACCCAGUGGAGCACUGGCGGUUUAUGCACAAUCUGCAUAUAAUAUCACCGACGCCAAAACAGUGCGAAACCUUUACUUGUUAAACAUUGAAAAGAACGUAGUAGAAGAACUAACCAAACCUUCCUACGACAUCUCGGACAGUGAACCCUUCUUUUUAGACGACCAACACAUUGCCUACUUCCAUCGCGAUGCUCAAAAUAAGGCUGACGUUGACCAACUCUACGUAUUGAAUUUGUCCGAUAAAGGCGAAGAGCCUUAUCGUUUAACCGAUUUCCCCAUCUCUUUCAAUAGCUUAAAGUAUAACUCCAAGCGUAAGUUGUUAGCCUUUUCUGCUUCUGUCUAUCCUCAAGAAGGUACUUUGGAAGGUACUCUUCAAAAGGACAAGGAAAUUGCAUCUACCAAAAAGGACACUGCCAUGGCCUUUGAUGAACUGAUGGUUAGACACUGGGAUACCUAUGUGACUGAAAAGAAGAACACCAUCUUUGUAGUGGAUCUUUCAAUCAAGAAUAACAAGUAUGAGAUUGCCACCAAGCCUAUUAAUCUCUUGAAGAAUUCAGGUUUAGAAUCGCCUACUUUCCCACAAGGCGAUGCUGGAGACUUUGAUAUCUCUCCCGAUGCUUCUCAUAUCGCCUUUGUUGCCAAGAUCAACACCAAGGAUAACGCAUGGCAAACAUCUGCUCAUAUCUACACUGUCUCUACUACUGGUGAUGCUGCACCUGUAGCCAUUAACAAGGACAUUCCUGCUGCUUCUUCUAACCCUCGUUACACACCUCAAGGUCAACUCGUUUAUUUCCAAAUGAUGAAACCUCAAUAUGAAGCAGACCGUAAUCGUAUCAUUUUGUACGACCCCGAAACACAGUCUCGCAAGACAUUGGCUGACUCAUGGGACAGCAGUCCUCAUGAGGUAACCUUCUCUGCUGAUGGAGAGACCUUGUAUGUGACAGCAGAAGAAAAGGGACGAAACAAGAUCUUUGCUGUUGAUGUCCAAACAGAGGAUAUCAAGACUUUAACUCACGAUAAAUAUGCUACGGGACUCACUGUACUUCCUAACGGUAACAUCUUUUACGGUGUCAGUGCCAUGAAGCAUCCUGUUGCCCCCCACCUUUUGGAUGUAAAGACACAAGAAGUGAAGCCAUUGGCAAUUGAAUUAGAACUCGAAAAGAAGCUCAAGUCAGUUUCGUUCUCGGAUGCAGAGGAUGUUUGGUUUACAGGUGCAUUGGGUGACCAAGUGCAUGGUUGGUAUUUGAAACCUGCUAAUUUUGAAGAAGGUAAGAAAUACCCCGUGGCUUUCUUGAUUCAUGGUGGUCCUCAAGGUGCAUGGGAUGAUAACUGGUCUACACGUUGGAACCCACAAAUCUUUGCUGGUGCUGGCUAUGGUGUUGUCGCUAUUAAUUUCCAUGGUUCCACGGGUUAUGGACAGGCAUUCACUGACUCCAUCGAAAAGAACUGGGGUUCACACCCUUUCCAUGAUUUAGAGGCUGGUUUGGAUCAUGUGUUGGCUACCUAUCCUUACUUGGAUGCAGAAAGAGUCGCAGGUUUAGGAGGUUCCUAUGGUGGUUUCAUGGCUAAUUGGUUAAACGGUCACAGUAAUAAAUUUAAGGCUCUUGUCAAUCAUGAUGGUGUCUUUUCUACUACACAGGUUUACUAUACAACCGAUGAGUUGUACUUUGCUGAGCGUGAGUUUGGAGGAUCUCCUAUUCAGCCUGAAAACAGACAAGGCUUUGAAAAGUGGUCUCCUUCUAAUUUUGUUCAAAAUUGGAAGACACCUACAUUGAUUAUCCAUGGUAAAAUGAUUAAGUAUUGA